Molecule: messenger RNA, 570 nt
Organism: Daldinia caldariorum
Lineage: Eukaryota; Fungi; Ascomycota; Sordariomycetes; Xylariales; Hypoxylaceae
Exons: 2
Coding region: 1-570 (189 amino acids)
Source: RefSeq, a predicted model, not a curated record
AUGGAAAAAUUCAUUGCUACGUUACACAACACACCGGAAGAGAUCAAGUCCUUCGUUGAGAGGUUGGAAGUCCAGCGCCAACCAUUCUCGGCGCGUGAGCUCCAAGAAAUCAUACGCGUCCUUCGUCGGUUGCAGGACAAAACCAGCACGCUUCGAAGCCAAGCUACUACGCCGCGGCAAAAUGUCGCGCUUGACGCAGGUGACGAAAAGCGCCUCCGAGAACACCGAAGGAAGUUCGACGAAAUCGACGCCCUUAUUGUCAGGAAGGUUCACCAGGCGGAAAGUCGAUACUGCAAUGAGAACACCGUGAAAAACCUAGAAGAGGCACCUAACUGUAAGGCCUGGGCCGAUGAUCUCGACGUCGAAUCAGGAGCGCUCUCCGAUGCGGAAUACAGCGAAUUAGAGAACAGGCUCCAAUGGGUCUUCGAUGCGUUAAGUCCCUAUGACUUAGCAGUACUAUCUCCCGAUCGCGAUCCCGCAAUUGACAACCAGAGGAGCACACUCGAGGACGUUGAGAAUGCAUUACAGGCAAAGAAGGAUAAACAUGAUGAGCUUUACGGGAUCGGCUAA